CAAACAAACAAAAAUUAAAAGGAAAGAGAAGAAAAGGAAAAGAAAAAAAAAGCAGGACCAUACUGCUAUGUUAUAAAUUAAAAGAAAACUUUUAGAGGUGUAUGUCCAUAAAUUCAACUUUCUGUAUAACAUCAGUGUUUCAAAAAUCUAAGCACAUCCAAAUUUACACAUUGAACAUGUGAAGUUCUUUUUAGUGUGCCAUGUCCCUAUGUAGGCCAGGCUGUGCUCACCCACUGGAGUGAUCAGGUCAGAUUGAGGAUGCAUACAACAUGGCUUCAGAGUCUCCCAAGGAAACCUCACACCAUCCUGCAUUUUGAUAAUUACGAUUUUCGAGAUUCUAGAUAUGUGUAUAAAAUGGGUGUAAAGGUGAGAAAAUGAUUCUUAAGUUUUAAUUUUUGGAGACUUUCAUACUUAAAGACUAAAUUUAAAUCUUUUCCACUCCUUCAUUUCCCUCAUCCAAUACCUUCUGUGUCCCCCACUGUUUCACAAAUUUAUGCUUCUUCUUUUUCUAACUGCAUAUGUAUAAUCUUAUUUAUUAUCUCUGUGUACUAAAUGCAGCAAUCCACACUCAUCUCCAAAGCAAUUGCAGACGAUAUAGCUAAUAAAGACAUAGGAAGCAUCCCAGUGUGACAUAGUCACUGAGUCACAGUGUGGAGCUCUCAUCCCCCAAACAACCCUUGGGGUCUCAAUUGCCCAGUGUCUCCUCAUCUCACCUCUAAACAUUAUCCAAUGACCAACUUCUUGUGUGUAUAUAGUUUUCUUGUGGAAAAUAACACUAGAGAUAGUGCUGUUUUAUGGACUCAAAUUUUCCAAGCAGAUAUGGCCCCAGCUUUCAGGGGAGACAGGAAGGAUGCGCAAUAGUGCUUAGGAACAGAGUACUCAAAAAUCGUUCUCCAACAGGUUCUGUGUUCCCAUAGGCAAAACAAAGAAAUGCAAAGGAGACUUGAUGUUUUCUAAAUCUCAGAGAGGAGACAUGUAGAUUUCAUGGAUGUCCCAGGAGAAAACCAGUCCCCAGAGGCCAUGGAAUGAGAACCACAUGCUACUUUAACACAGAUGGUCCAAACCGUGAAAGGAGUCCAAGGUAAAAAUGAGACAGAAGUGACAGAAUUUAUCCUUCUGGGGCUCUCAGACAAUCCAGACCUGCAGAACAUCCUCUUUGCAUUGUUUCUGGUGAUCUACAUGAUAACCCUGGUGGGUAAUUUGGGCAUGAUGGCACUAAUUAAGGUGGACCGCUCUCUGCACACACCUAUGUACUUCUUUCUCAGCAGCCUUUCCUUUGUCGAUGCCUCUUAUUCUUCUUCUGUCACUCCUAAGAUGCUGGUAAACCUCCUGGCUGAGGAUAAGAGCAUUUCUUUCAAUGGCUGCGCUGCCCAGUUCUUCUUCUUUGGCUCCUUCUUGGGUACUGAGUGUUUCCUGCUAGCCAUGAUGGCAUACGACCGCCAUGCAGCCAUUUGGAAUCCCCUGCUGUACCCAGUUCUCAUGUCUGGGAGAAUUUGUUUCAUGUUGGUGACUACUUCAUUCCUAGCAGGCUUUGGCAAUGCAGCCAUCCACACAGGGAUGACUUUCAGAUUGUCCUUUUGUGGCUCUAAUAAAAUCAACCAUUUCUACUGUGACACCCCGCCCCUGCUCAAACUCUCUUGCUCUGACACUCACAUUAAUGGCAUCGUGAUCAUGGCUUUUUCCAGUUUCAAUGUCAUCAGCUGUGUUCUGAUUGUUCUUAUUUCUUACCUAUGCAUCCUCAUUGCCAUACUGAAGAUGCCCUCUGCAGAAGGAAGACACAAAGCGUUCUCUACCUGUGCCUCCCACCUCAUGGCUGUCACUAUCUUCUUUGGAACAAUCCUGUUCAUGUACUUGCGCCCUACCUCUAGCUACUCGAUGGAGCAAGACAAAGUUGUCUCUGUGUUUUAUACAGUAGUGAUUCCCAUGCUAAACCCUCUUAUCUACAGUUUGAAAAAUAAAGAUGUGAAAGAGGCAGUGAAGAAGAUUGUACAGAAACGUGUGCUUUGAGACCAGACCACGUGUUUUCACCUUAUGUCAAUUGUAUUGUAUUUUCAAUGUUUCUUUUAAUAGUAUAAUUGCUUAAAACCUUUAUAAGCACAUAGAUGAUUUGAUAUAACACUCAAUCUUCAUUUCCUAGUGUAUUAUAUUAUCUACAUGUACUCUUAUCAUGAAUCAAACCAAUACUUGAUGGAGAUAUGGCACCAAAAUAUAAAAAUCGUUUGACAUGGGCUCAACUUAAAAUGUAUAUGUUUAGAUAAUUGCAAUUUCACAGUUUGCUUCACUAUGUAUGUGUGUAUAUACAUACUUAUGUUUGCAAUUCUCUGUGUGUAUAUGGAUACCUUCCUUUCUUACCAAUGAUCUAUUUUAGUGUCUUUGAUUGAGUUUUAAACAAAGAGCUAUUAUUUUCAGCAUGGCUAUUGGUAUGUAUUUUCAGGAAGAAAGCAGGAUGGGGGUGAGUUGAAACAUGACAAACUGCAUAAAGACCUCAGUGGAUCCUACAUGAAAUUCAGUUCUGGAGUUCUGCUACUUCUUUCUUGCCUUAAACUGUCAUUUCACAGUGGUCUCUUUGUUUGUGUUGGGCAGUAGGAGGACCUACAAU
Molecule: messenger RNA, 2599 nt
Organism: Alexandromys fortis (reed vole)
Lineage: Eukaryota; Metazoa; Chordata; Mammalia; Rodentia; Cricetidae
Product: olfactory receptor 1020
Exons: 2
Coding region: 1054-2007 (317 amino acids)
Biological process (GO): G protein-coupled receptor signaling pathway; sensory perception of smell
Cellular component (GO): membrane
Molecular function (GO): odorant binding; olfactory receptor activity; G protein-coupled receptor activity
Source: RefSeq, a predicted model, not a curated record